UGCGCAUCGAGCAGGAGUUAUCUUGCAAGUACUGAGAGAUCUGGAAGAGCAAAAAACACCGCAACAAUGGUCUUCUCAGUAGCCGACAAGCAUGCAAUAGAAAAAGUGGCCCUACAAAUAAAGCCAAAGGCUGCAGCUAUUGGUGCAGAUGCUUUAGCCAGGCUGUUUGAGCUCCAUCCUCAAACCAAGACAUACUUCCCGGAUUUCAAGAGCUACCUUGCCACUGAUCAUCAUGUCAUAGCUCAUGGCACCAAGGUAUUUGAUGCCUUGGUGAAGGCCGCUGAACACUUGGACGACCUGCCCAAACACCUGGAGAAGCUGGCCAAGAAACAUGGCACUGAACUCCUUGUGGAUCCUCACAACUUUGUGCUGUUUUCAGACAUCAUUGUGGCCACCUUGGCCAUUCAUCUGCCUUCGUUCACCCCUGCAACUCAUACUGCCGUCGACAAAUUCCUUGAGGAAGUUGCACAUCAAUUGAGCUCCGCGUACCGCUGGCAGAACUCCAGACCGACACAGCUAUCUUGUGCAAGAAGUGGCAGUGAAAUCUUAACCUCCAAAAUGGUGCACAUAACACCAGAAGAAGCCCACACCAUCGGGGACAUCUGGAAGGAGUUGGACAAGCAAACGACAACUGCCCUAGCCCUAGAAAGGGUGUUCACGGUCUAUCCCUGGACGACCAGGCUGUUUAGCAGCUUCAAACAUGAUUUCAAAGCCACCGGCAGUGGUGUCCAAGGUCAUGCAAAGAAAGUUGUAGGGGCUCUGAAUACGGCAGUCCUUCGCCUCGGUGACCUGGAAGCUGCCUUCCAUGAACUCAGCAAGAAACAUCAAACCAUCGGAGUGGACACUCAAAACUUCAAGCUUCUGGGCCAGACCUUCAUCGUUGAGCUCGCCAUUCACUUCAAAGGCAGGUUCACUCCCGAGGUUCAUGAAGCUGCAUAUAAGUUUUUCUUGGCAGUUGCAGGAGCUCUCUCCGCUCAAUACCAUUAGAUCUGCAUCCAUCUGCAUCCUCCACCAUCUUCAAGAAGUGCAAUGAGAACAUGCAUCCUUGCCUCAAUACACUCUGUGUGCUUAAUGAAUUUGUGUAACACCAGGUUCAAAUUAUGCUAAAAUAAAGGUGGUGCAAUAAUUCACUUUGUAUGGUAAUUUUGCCUGAAAUUUCAAUAAAACUUUCUUCUGCUUCAAUAAAGAAACAAUCUUUCCCUCA
This is a messenger RNA of Amblyraja radiata (thorny skate), 1204 nucleotides long. RefSeq lists its product as uncharacterized. NCBI's taxonomy places the organism in Eukaryota, Metazoa, Chordata, Chondrichthyes, Rajiformes, Rajidae. Gene Ontology annotation, molecular function: heme binding; oxygen carrier activity; oxygen binding. Gene Ontology annotation, biological process: hydrogen peroxide catabolic process; oxygen transport. The transcript has 6 exons. The record is from RefSeq and is a predicted model, not a curated record. The coding region runs from base 67 to 987 and encodes 306 amino acids. Gene Ontology annotation, cellular component: blood microparticle; haptoglobin-hemoglobin complex; hemoglobin complex.